UCACCUUUUGUUUCCUGCAUCUCUCUUAUCGCAAAAAAAUGGCUGGGGAAAAGGAGACUAAGCCCUUCACAAGUUCGGGAAUCAACGGAAAUGGAAAUAUGAGCGAUUGGAGCAUUUCCACAAUCGUUUCUUUCCUACAAUCCAGUUUUAUUCCCAAUGAUUUUGCUCUGGUAGAAGCUGAACUCUUAGCAAGGCAAAACAGAUCGAAUCUGGAAAUCAAGUCACUGAAACAGGAAACCCGUUCGUCUUCCAACAAAUUCGACGAGAUCAGGUUGGAAAAAAUGGGUCUCGCGGAGGAGCUGAAAAAAUGCACAACAGAGGUGGAGGAGAUGAGGAGCGAGCUUUCAAGGUUAAGGGUGGAGAACAUGGCUUUAAGGCGGAAGGAGAAGUCCGCCGAAGAAAGGUGCGAGAGAUUAACGGAGGAAUUGAAGCUCAUGAGGGAAAAAGACCAUGAAAUCAUCGAUUUGAAAGCCAAGAACCGUGAGCUUGAAUGUGCCAAAGCCAAGGCCGAAUCUGAGAUGGAAAUCAUGAGGUCGAGAUUUCAGGAGUUGGACAAGCGGGUUUACACUAUAGAAAAUGGCCUUACAAUUGGGGCAGACGAAGAUUUGGAGAACCACAGUGGCCCAUCACCAAAUGCUGGGAGUGGGGGACUUCCAUCUCAAAACGUUGUGAUUGUUGAUCUUGAUAGUGAUGAUGAUUCUGCUCCAGUUGGAAAUCCGAGUGAAAGGAGAAUCACUAGUCCAACCCAGAACGUGAAUUCAGCUCAAAUUUGUGUUGAAAAUGUGACUCCAGCUCUGAAGAGAAAACAUGUUUCAUCUAUAGAUGCAUGUGAGAGUGAAAAUGUGAUAAUGGUGAUACUACAAUAUCCGGGAAGUUAAAGACAAGGAAAGUUCAAGAGCCUUUUUGCAGGCCUGAUGAUUGUCCUCUUAAUCAGUGCUCAACGACUUCGAUACCUUCUGAUAACAACAGGGUUAACAGAGCCACCCCAAGCGAAGAUUUUAUGGUUUCGGGACAACAUGAACAGCAAUUAGAAUCUAAGCAGAAUUCUCGGGAACUUAUGAGUGGAGGUUUUCCUUUGGAAGGGCUUUGUUUUUCUGAUGGCACUUCUGUUUCCUCUGAUUCUGAAUCCGAUGAUGAUAGUGAUGAAGUGCCUAUUUCCUUCAAUCCUUCUCAGCUUGCACCAGAGGCUCAGAGGGAUAACAGAAAUUAACUCCACUGAUGGAUGGCCUCUAUUACAUAUAUAUAGGAAGACCCAAAACCAUCUUUGUCACAUUGCCCCACUUGACAAAUUAUCUGUCAUGCACAGACGCUUUUCCAAUAUCUGCUGCUCUUUCUGUUCAUUGAUAGUAAAAGCGAUUUUGGUUGAUAUCUUGAAGACGGGUUCUGAUAGAAACUAGUUACAUGCAUGAGAACAAUUAUGAAGUAAAAGAUAGAAGUAGAGUAGGGUAGAGGGGGAGAUGCUUGUUGAUUGUUUCCAACUGUCAGGGUUGGAGAAGAAGAAGAAGAACGGCGAGGAAGUAUCGAAGAACAAUUGGGAAAUGAGGAUCGAGGGUUAGGGAUUGAAGACAGAAAUUGAGAAUUAAAUCAUGUGAGAGGCACGGGGUCACUUACCACAUCAGUAAAGCAGGCCAUGCAGAGUAAAUGUCUGAAGGAGCAGCCCAAUACCGAAGGCCCAGUACCUGAGGAAGAAAAGAAAGAGAAGAAUCAAUAUGUUAUAUAGUUGGGACAGCUGGCAUGAAACGUGUGGCAAAUGUAACUAAAUAAUUAACAGACUUGGUUGUA
Messenger RNA from Hibiscus syriacus, 1782 nucleotides. RefSeq lists its product as uncharacterized. The record is from RefSeq and is a predicted model, not a curated record. NCBI's taxonomy places the organism in Eukaryota, Viridiplantae, Streptophyta, Magnoliopsida, Malvales, Malvaceae. The coding region runs from base 39 to 878 and encodes 279 amino acids. The transcript has 2 exons.